Messenger RNA from Capsella rubella, 1166 nucleotides. RefSeq lists its product as uncharacterized. The record is from RefSeq and is a predicted model, not a curated record. Bases 192 to 935 code for a protein of 247 amino acids. The transcript is spliced from 4 exons. Gene Ontology annotation, molecular function: ubiquitin binding. NCBI's taxonomy places the organism in Eukaryota, Viridiplantae, Streptophyta, Magnoliopsida, Brassicales, Brassicaceae.
AACACUUUCUCUGUUCUUCUUAUCCCCAAAUCAAAACCCUUAGCAAAAUCACACAAGUUCCCUAAUCGAUUUGAACAUAAAUUUUUAAUCAAUAAUCAUCCCAGAUCAAACUUCAGAUUCAGGGGUUUUCACCUUUUGUUAAAAAGUCAAAUCCUUUGUGGGGGUUUUAGGAUAAUUGCUCUGCGCUACAAAUGUCUACAGGAGUUUGCGGUAAACGGGUCGAGUAUGAUGAUUACUUCGGGUCUUCAUCUUCCCCUACGAAUAAGAGAUCCAAAUGGUCAAGGUUUGGAUCGCCGAUCCGUUCUUCUGAAACCGGGUCUGGAUCCGAUGACCCCGUUGCAUCUUUGAUCCAUAUGUUCCCUACCAUGGAUCCUGAGUUUGUCAGAGAGGUUCUGAGCAACAAGAACAAUGUGUUUGAAGAGGCAAAAGAGAGUUUAAGCUCGAUUAUUUUCAAUGGAGAUUUACGUAGAACAGAAGCUGGGUCCUCUGAUGGAUCUGUGGGAAGUUGGAGGGAUAAAGAUAUGAUUGACAGAGCUAAAUGGGUCGAAAGACUUGCAUUGGAGAUGUCAAAGGCGGAAAACAUUGAUGAUAUGAGGCGACGUGUUGUGGUUAUCUUAGAUGCUUUAGAGAGGGUCAUUAAGCAUAACACCAAUGCCUCAAAGGAGCUUGAAUAUGCGUCAUUAAAGGAGACUCUACAGAGUUUGAUCAAUGAUAACCAAAUCUUGAAGCGGGUCAUUGCGAGUCAACACCAGCGCAGCUCUGAAAACGAAGAGAAGGCCAAAGAAGUACAGCAUUUGAAAGGCGUGGUGGGGCAAUACCAAGAACAGGUUCAUAAACUAGAGCUAAGCAAUUACGCCUUGAAACUCCAUCUUCAAAGGUCACAACAACAACAACAAAGUUUUUUCUCUGGGAAUUCGCCUCCAGACGUUUACUGAAACCAAAUGACUACUUAGUUACUACAUAAUCAUAACUAUAACAGGGACGACUCAUGGAUCUCUAUAGCUUCAGAAGUUUCCAAGUCUUUUGCGUAUUUACUUCUUCUGAACCUGUUUGUGAAUUGUGAGUUCGUCUCAGAAUCUAUCUAUUAUAUAUGUCUACUUGCCUAGUUUUUGUGCGUUGACCAAAAUUUGAGUUUGACAUAUUAAUGUAAAAAUUGUUUUCCUGCA